Molecule: messenger RNA, 4491 nt
Organism: Phyllostomus hastatus (greater spear-nosed bat)
Lineage: Eukaryota; Metazoa; Chordata; Mammalia; Chiroptera; Phyllostomidae
Gene: PASK
Product: PAS domain containing serine/threonine kinase
Exons: 19
Coding region: 177-4154 (1325 amino acids)
Biological process (GO): negative regulation of glycogen biosynthetic process; protein phosphorylation; intracellular signal transduction
Cellular component (GO): cytosol; cytoplasm; nucleus
Molecular function (GO): ATP binding; protein serine/threonine kinase activity
Source: RefSeq, a predicted model, not a curated record
GUGUGGCUCGUGCCUUUUGGAAGUGUCUCCUGCUGCCGGGUGGUGCAGAGAUGCCACAGAGACGGUGCUCUCGAUGAGCUCUGGUUCUGAGACAGCACGGCCGCUCAUCCGGUCUGCUGGAAUCUUCAUCUUAAUUUUUCUGAAACUUUUGUCUUUUGGUCCGAAAUUCGUCCGGAAUGAAUUUGUAUACGGCCUCGGAAGGGCGCCUUCGAGCAGGACUUUGGUCUGCCCCCCGCAGCUCGCAGGUCCCGGCCCAAGGAGCAGUUGGCGGUCGCUCCCCGGCCCACCGGCCCCCGAUGGAGGACGGAGGCCCGCCAGCCUCGGAAGAGGACCCGAGGAGCCAGUGCGGGGGCCCGGCCGCGCAGAGCCCCCCCCAGCCCAGCAAGUCUGUGUCCUCGGCCCACAGACACCCGAGCAGGAGGAAUGGGCUCUCGAAGCUCUGCCAGAGCAGGAUGGCGCUCUCCGGAGACAGAUGGAGCUCCUACUGCCUCUCGUCACUGGCCGCCCAAAACAUCUGCACGGGCAAAGGGCCGUGCCCAGCCCUGGCCGAGCAGGCCAGCCUGGCCGCGCCGCCGGGCAGCACGUCCUGCUGCUCGCUGCUGCGCGGCCUGUCCUCGGGGUGCUCCACGCCCCUGCUCCCGGCCCCCGCCGGCAACCCCAACAAGGCUGUCUUCACAGUGGACCCCAAGACCUCGGAGAUCCUGGUCGCCAACGACAAUGCUUGCCGGCUCCUGGGGCACAGCAGCCACGACCUGAUUGGCCAGAAGCUCACGCAGUUCUUCCUGAAGCCGGACUGCGACGUGGUGGAGGCGCUCAGCGAGGAGCACGUGGAGGCCGACGGCCACGCCGCCGUGGUGUUCGGCACAGUGGUGGAGGUGGUGGGCCGCGGUGGGGAGCGCGUCCCGGUGUCCGUGUGGAUGAGGAGGCUGAGGCAGGAGCCGCGGCCGUGCUGCGUGGUCGUGCUGGAGCCCGUGGAGCGGGUCUCGGCCUGGGUCUGCUUCCAGGGCGACGGCACCGUCACCUCCUGCGACAGCGUCUUCGCCCGGCUGCACGGCUACGAGCGUGAGGACGCGGUGGCCGGGCAGCGCCUCACGGACCUGAUCCCCUCCCUGCAGCUCCCCGUGCCGGGCCAGCGGCUCCCACCGAGCCUUAAGAUUCAGCGGUCUGUCGGCAGAGCCAAGGACGGCACCACCUUCCCCCUGAGCCUGAAGCUGAAACCCACCGGCCGGGCGGAGGAGGCGGGAGCUGGCCCGGCGGCCCCCGAGCCGGGCUACUCGGCGUCCGUCUGGGUGUUCUUCACCAUCAGCGGCCUCAUCACGCUCCUGCCAGACGGGACCAUCUACGGCAUCAACCACAGCUUCGCGCUGAUGCUGUUCGGUUACGGGCGGGCCGAGCUGCUGGGCAAGAACAUCACCUUCCUGAUCCCAGGUUUCUACCACCACAUGGGCCUCGCGUGUGCCGACACCUCGUCUCCCCUGCCGGACCCGGUCAGCCGCCUGGACGCGGGCAGCCUGCGUGGGCCUGGGGGGCUGCCCGGGGACGCCCUGCACAGCUGGACCACCGCUGAGGGGGUUAACGCCCUGCUCGCUGGCGACCCCGUGCGGACGCCGGACAGCCCCACAGAGCCGGAGGAAGGCCAGGACGCCGGCUCGGUGGCCCAGGCCCGAGAGGACACCAGAGACCCGCCCCCUUCUGCACACACACCCCCGCCGAGUCUGGGGGCGGACGGCCCCGCGGAGGAAGGACACCCACCAGCCCGGCGACGGUCGCCGCCCGAGGGCCAGCGGGACAGGGUCCCGGAGGAGCGGGCGCCGGCAGCACCAGGAACACGCGGGCAGGAGCUUUCGGGGGAGUCAGGCAGGUCUGACUCAGCGGACGCGAGGCUGGUCGGUUCUCGUGACGGUCCCGGAGCCCUGGCCCCGGCCAAGGGCAGGAGCGGGGCCGAGGGGCGUGGCCUGUCCCAGGAAGCGCAGCUGCAGGGCAGGGGCGUGAGCGCGCCCAGCCACCCCGGCCAUCGGGCGGACGCAGGGGGGCUGCCUGCGGGGGUGGGCCUCCCGCUGCUGCACCCUGGGCCCCAGCCUGGGCUCAGCACGCCCCAGGGGCGCCCAGACGCAGCGCCUCGCCCGCCGGAGACGGCCCGGCUCUCGCAGCCUGCCGCGGAGGAGCCGUGGCGGGGGACGCAGGAGGACAGGGAAGAGCUGCAGGCCUGCCUGCUGAAGGAGCAGCUGUCCCGGCUGAGCCUUGGGGGCCCUCAGGGUGUCCCCCCCGCCGAGCGGCUCCUGGCCGCCCCCGUGUUGCUGUGCGACCUGGGGGACGGGGACCUGCUGGGCAGCCGCUCCGGCAGCUCCUCGGCCUGCUACGCCCUCGCCACAGACCUCCCCGGCGCCCCGGACGCCGCGGAGGCCCCGGAGGCCGAUGGGACCACGUUUUCCUGGGACCCCAAGGACCUGUUUUUCGGCAAAUGGACAGACCGGACUUCCUCCGACUGCUCCUGCGCCUCGUCCGAGGGCGUGGGGACCGCCGCUGCUUCCCUGGCGGGCUCCGAGGGGGACCUGAGCGCCGGGCCCGGGCCCCGGGCCGAGGACCUGGACGACAGGGAGCUGUCGCUGCUGACUGGCACCUAUUUCAACUUCGGCGAGGGCCGGCGGUUCCGGGAGACCCACCUGGACCUCGAUCGGACAGAACCAUCUGACACCUUGGAGCGAGACCAUGAGAGCGGCAGGCAGAGUCCUGGCGGCGCCUGCUCCGGGCUGGGCGCCGUCCCUGCGGACACACGCCCGUCGGGGGAGCCCUGGCUGGGCAUCCAGGUCACCUCCACGCCCGUGAGAGGGGACGGCUCGGGGACGCCCAAGGCCCCCAGCCCACAGCAGCGGGAGAUCCUGGAGGGCACCUACGCCGGGAGCUGCUGCCACCGCGACGGCUCGCUGCUGAGUGUGCAGUUCCAGGUGAAGCGGGUGGAGCUGCGAGGCCCCGCCCCCCUGUUCUGCUGCUGGCUGGUGAAGGACCUUCUGCACGGGCACCAGGCCUCGGCCACGUGGACCCACCUGCUGCUGGCCAGCCCGCCCGGCGCCGCGCGCUCCGUGUGCGAGCACCCGGGGCCCAGCCUGGGGGAGGUGCUCCGCAGCCGGCCGUGGUUUGAGGAGCCCCCCAAGCCGGGCGAGCUGGAGGGGCUGGCGGCCUGCGAGGGCGCCUACUCCCAGAAGUACAGCACGCUGAGCCCGCUGGGCAGCGGGGCCUUCGGCUUCGUGUGGACCGCGCUGGACAGGGAGCAGAACAAGGAGGUGGUGGUGAAGUUCAUCAAGAAGGAGAAGGUCCUGGAGGACUGCUGGGUCAGGGACGCCGAGCUGGGGAGAGUCACCUUGGAGAUCGCCAUCCUGUCCAGGGUGCGGCACCCCAACAUCAUCAAGGUCCUGGACGUGUUCGAGAACCAGGGCUUCUUCCAGCUGGUGAUGGAGAAGCAUGGCUCCGGCCUGGACCUCUUCGCCUUCAUCGACCGCCACCCCAGCCUGGACGAGCCUCUGGCCAGCUACAUCUUCCGGCAGCUGGUGUCGGCGGUGGGGUACCUGCGCUCCAGGGGCAUCCUGCACCGGGACAUCAAGGACGAGAACGUCGUCAUCGCCGAGGACUUCACCGUCAAGCUCAUCGACUUCGGCUCCGCCGCCUACCUGGAGCGGGGCAAGCUGUUCUACACCUUCUGCGGGACCAUCGAGUACUGUGCGCCCGAGGUCCUCAUGGGGAACCCCUACGAGGGGCCGGAGCUGGAGAUGUGGUCGCUGGGAGUCACGCUGUACACGCUCAUCUUCGAGGAGAACCCCUUCUGUGAGGUGGAGGAGACCAUGGAGGCCGCGCUCAGCCCCCCGUACCUGGUGUCAGAAGAUCUCAUGAAGCUCAUUGCUGGGCUGCUGCAGCCUGUCCCUGAGCAGCGUGUCACCUUGGAGAAGCUGGUGACAGACCCCUGGGUGACACAGCCCGUGAACCUUGCUGACUAUACCUGGGAGGAGGUGUGUGGGAGCCACCAGCCAGAAAGCGGAGUUCUGUCCUUUGAGAGCCUGGAGGUGGAGAGCAGGAGCCCCAGCGAAGCUGCUCAGCAUCCGGAGCGUGAGGCCUCGCGCCCCGGGGCACCCCCUAAUGGGCCGUCCACUCAGGGAAAGUAGUUCUCAAGAUUGGGCCCAAUUCCCCUGAAAACUCGUGUGAGUUUGAUAAAGGCCAGAACAAAAGCCAGUGAUGCUGUGUCAUUUUAGGGUUAUAAAGCAGACGUGGAGUUCAUGUUUUCAUAACCCAGAAAAAAACAUUGUGUUCAAAGGAAUUUUGAGUCUGUGAACUUCUGAGAGGUUUAGAAGCAUUUUUAAAUCCUUUCCUUUGUAUAUAUGCAUGUGUUUUGUUUUCUCUGGCCCAGUGUAUGUUUGCUCUGAUAGGUAAAAUUUGUAGAAGUAACGACCAGGGUAUUUCGCUAAUUUAUUUCCUUGAACAUUUUUCCAAAUUAAAGCACUU